AUGGCCCGAUCUUUUGCCCUGUGGCUUAGCGCUGCUCACAAGGGUACCCUCGUAACGCGGUUAGGGCAACUGCGGGGUAUGCCUUGGGAGGUUGGCAGCUGUGCUGUACCGCGUACUGUUACAGGGCUUGGUUCCCCCUGUAGGCAGCCGGCUUCAGCGGGUUUCGAGGGCGAAAACCCCUGA
Fusarium poae is the source of this 183-nucleotide messenger RNA. RefSeq lists its product as uncharacterized. The record is from RefSeq and is a predicted model, not a curated record. NCBI's taxonomy places the organism in Eukaryota, Fungi, Ascomycota, Sordariomycetes, Hypocreales, Nectriaceae. The transcript has 2 exons. Bases 1 to 183 code for a protein of 60 amino acids.